AUGCAUUCAACAAACUAAGAGGAGGACCAGACUAUGUCGAAAGUUUAAGUAGUAAAAUCAAUGAUUUAACUUGGAGUGCCAGUAAUCUUUCAAGCUUUCAUGUCAUUCUUGAACCAAACUGUAAAUAUUUUCUACUCAGGUUAUGAUCCUGAUCCUUCAGUAGUAGCGGGAGUUGGUCUAGGCACAACUUUUAUUAAUGUUGUGUAUUUAGCAGUAUGUCUUGGAUUAAAUGGUGUUCUGUAGUCUUUGAUUUCAUAAUCUAUAGGAGCAGGCAAUUAUAGACAGAGUGGAAUUUAUGUUAAUAGAGGAAGAUUAAUAAUUACAAUAUGGUGCCCUAUAGCAAUAUUCUUAUCUUUCUUUCUUGAAGAUACACUCAUUGCUAUCGGUAUUGAUUCAUAAACUGCUAAAUGCGCUCAGAACUAUACAGUAAGAUAGAUUCCAGGAUUAAUAGCUUUUAUGUACUUUGAUAUUGCUAGAUAGUUUUUAGUAGGUUAUGGAAAACCUCUUUUAAGUACUUAUAUUUAGGUUAUUACGGGAAUACUUCAUAUUUUUCUUUGUCAUUUUCUAAUCGUAAAGAUGGAAUUACCCUACUACUAUACAAGCUAUUCCACAUGUCUCUAAUUCUUUGCUAAUUUUGUUAUUAUUCAUUUUUUGAUCAAAUUAGACUCGUAAUACAAUGAAUCAUGGUUCUUAGGAGGAAUGGAAACAUUCUCAAACUUUUGCGAAUAUGCUAAAUUGGCAGUGCCAGCAGCACUAUUGUUUUGCAUGGAGUUUUUAGGAUUUGAAGCUCUGUGCAUAGUUUCUGGCUACAUAUCAGUUACUGCUAAUGCCGCAUAAGUCAUAACAUUUACCACUAAUGUAAUGUUUUAUAUGAUUCCAACAGGUCUCAGUAUGGCUUCUACUACCAUUGUUGGACAACUUAUUGGAUAAAAGAAUAGCAAACUUGCUAAGGCAAAAUCUAGCUUCAUCAUUAAAUUUUCUCUUCUUCUUGCUCUAUUUAUGGGGGGAUUACUAUUUGUUCUGAGACAUUAAAUAGCAAAACUCUUUUCAACAAAUCCUGAAGUAGUAGAAAUCACAUCAUAAACAUUCAUAGUGUCUGCUAUCUCUGUGGUUUUUGACUUUAUUUAUGCAAUACAAUAAGGAUCAAUUAGAGCGUUAACUAAGUUCAAUCAUGCAGUAGCUGGAGGCAUUGUUGCAUUUUAUGUCUUUGCUUGGCCUUUAGGAACUCUCUUAGGAAUUUAUUUUAAACUGGGUUUGAAGGGAUUAUGGAUGGGUCUGAUUACUGGAGAAGCAAUUGUAGUUUUAUACUUUUAAUACUUGUUAAGUUGGGGUUUUGAUUGGGAAAAGAUUACCUAGUAAUGUUCUGACAGGUAAGAUGCAGAUUUAAAGAUUAUUAACUAGAGAGAAAAUUUGCUAAUGAACAGUUUUGAUAAAGUAAUUGAUAAGGAUGAUGAAAUUAUUGAGAUGCAGGGUAAUACAUAUAUUUUGGAAAGUCCAGACAAAGCAAAACUGAUUUAAAAUAAAUGA
Stylonychia lemnae is the source of this 1527-nucleotide messenger RNA. The record is from the annotation of a GenBank genome assembly. NCBI's taxonomy places the organism in Eukaryota, Ciliophora, Spirotrichea, Sporadotrichida, Oxytrichidae.